ACUACUGAACUAAACACUGCAAUGGGAACACCACUCAGUCGAACAGUUAUCGUGGCGUGCUUGUGAAGUGACUUUCAGCUCGUAAUCUCUCUUAAUUCGGAUUGUAUUUUGAGUGAUGUGAACGUUUAAUUUUGUUAAAAAGUGCGUAAUGAACAUGGGUGAUAUUGUGAAAAAUGAAGUGUUGACGAAUAAGGACAAUGUCGAAAACAACAUGACGAAUAACGCCAUAGCAAAGUGCACAGAUCAGAUUAAUCUCUCAGCAACGCCAUCUGGUGGCGAGAAUCGGAACUACAGUUCAAAACAAGCCGCGAAAUUAGCGGAUGGCGAGCGAUACGAAAGGAAGAAGAAAACCCGUCGAGGUAAGCCAAAAAGGAAGAAUCCCUACAACAAAGAAGAUUCAUCCAAUCGUUCAAAAUACCAGAAACGACGAUCUAUCUCUAAGUUUAGAAAUAGACAGCCAGUUGCUCCCUACAAUACCAAUCAGUUUCUUAUGAACGAUCACACCGAUCUCCAAGGAUUAGAUGAAAGACUUCUUACAAAAACAAACACAUCCGUCGAAGUCGAAGCCCCAAAUUCACCAAAUUCCGUAGGAAACCGACCUGCGAGAGCUAGGGAUUCUAGUUUUACAAGUGCUGAUUCUGUUGAAGACUUUUUUUAUUCAUCACCCGACGACGAAACUGAGUUUCUAACCAAAGAGUUUUCCAACACCUACAAAGAUCUUCACGUUGAAUCAUUGGCUUCCAUGAGCAAAGCCGAUUUAAUACAACAAUUAAUUCAGCUGGAAGAAAAGGUUGACUUUCUGCAGAAAAAAAUGAACUCCAGAAAUAAUGAUGACGACAAAAUAAGCGAGGAUGAAGCUCAAGUACGUGUGAAAUCUAAGCGCGACUAUGAAAACGAAAUAUCAAGGCUGUCAGUGAUCAAUCAACAACUGGAGGCCGAGAACGAGAGGUUACGGAAGAGGAUUCAGUCCCGAAACAGUUCUAUGGACUCAGAAACUCUAGAUUCUGAAAGUGAUAGCUCAUCUUCAUCAGCAACUUCAUCACGUACAUCAGGAAGUGGAAGGAAUUCACCCAACGUCAAAGAAGCCCCUGAAGAAGUCAUCGUGAAUGGAAAUCAUUCACUUGAAAGUUUCAUGGAAAAAGAAGAUAUGACCUGAGCAGGUACUCUCCCUAAUGUUUCCACUGUAGAAAUUAUUGUGUUGAUAUUAUUUUGUACAAAUUUUUCUGAUGAUAAGGUUAAUUUAUUUUUGAAUCGACUUCCUUGAUUUUUCCAUUAGGCUAUAUCCAAGCACCCAAGACUAAUUCAUUGAGAAUUGAGUAUGAGUAUCAAUGAUUUCUCUCUAUACUCAAAAGGUUACAAGCAUCGCAAGUUUUUUAAUUAUUACAAUUUCAAGGAUGAUUGGUAGCCUACAGAAGACGUUUUCAAAGACCUAACUUCGUUUGAUAAGGGAUAAUCCUUUUUAGUGAAAUAUCAAUUUUUCAUAAAAAAAAACUAUGACUUGCUCAGAAUUGGGCAUGAAAAAUGCUAUUUUUAUACUAUUAUAAUGUCAUUAACUUGGAUAGCCUAUAUUUGAAAUGUUUAGAAGAUAAUAAUUAAUUGAACAAUAAUCCAAAUGUUAUGUCCGAAUUCAAUACCGUAUAAUUUUUUUCAAGUUUUUCUUCUACUUAUAAUCUAAUAGUAACUGAGUUCCUUUUGCAAAAACUCAACAGUACAGUAGGUACUUAAAUUUUGAGCCAAGUCCGAACGCGAUUCAUGGCACUGUCCCAUCUUCAGCGUGAACAAGGAUUAUCUUGGUACUGGAACACGUGUUACCUUGCUUAAUACUCAAGGUUUAUCAAGGUACUCCUUCUGCUCUGAAGAUCGACCUAGCACCUUGAAACGCGUCCAUUCCUUGCUUCAAGUACUAUACUAUUGUAAAAAUAAAAGUAGUGAUCUAUUAAGUUUUUUGUUUUGAAAGAACUGUUUCUUGCGAUAUUAUUUGAUGCUGACCAUUCCACUCAAAUGUAGAUGAUUAUUUGGUUGGUGAAUUAUUAUUUUGAAUACAGUAUUAAUAACUUUGUUUUUCAAAUAUUCCGAAGAGUAGAAGAAUCCAAACUAUAUUAACAAAUAAGAUGAAAAUGAAGGAAAUGCACUAUAAUGAAAAUAUGCAUUGCAAGAUGUGAAAAUCAAAUAGGUAUCGUAGCCCACCGGCUUACAAAGGUUUAAUUGAAUGGUAGAAGUAGUAUUUAAAUUCAAAUGUCAUUUGAAAUGAUUAGUAAUCCAUUACUGUUAUAUUAUUGUGUAGACAUGUAGGCUCAGUAGUACCUAAUUAAUAUUACUCACGCUUCGCGUUAAUAUUAUUCCAAACACAUCUACUUAUUUUAUAUUACGUUGCAGAAACAAUAAUUUCUUUACAAAUAAAAUAGUAUUAUUGCCGAUAAGGAUCUAUAUUUUCAAUUUUUUGAAUAGGGAUGAUGUUUAGGUUUUUUUACUUGGUAUUGUAAAUCAAACUAUCUUUUUGCAUUUAUUAAUCCAUCUUCAUUUACGUUACCUUUAAAAAUAGGAAACUGCUGUGCUUAAAUGGAAAAUGUUUCACAUACAAAUUGCAUCAGAUUUUAUUUCAAUUUCCAUAGCAGUUAUUAAGCCAUAUGUUACCAAAUUAGAAAUCUAACGUUUGUGAUUUUCUAUAAAAAUGGUUUAAACUAUCUAAAGAAUAUAUAUUUAUGUAAAAUAUUUUCAUGUUUGUCUGUAAUAUACUGAACUACGUACAAUAUUUGCUUCAUUGAUUAGCCUAGUCUAUUUUUCUAUGAAUCAAAUGAAUAAAGUUAUGUACAUUUCAAA
Messenger RNA from Nilaparvata lugens (brown planthopper), 2820 nucleotides. Its product is annotated as protein HEXIM1. Gene Ontology annotation, cellular component: nucleoplasm; nucleus; cytoplasm. Gene Ontology annotation, molecular function: 7SK snRNA binding; cyclin-dependent protein serine/threonine kinase inhibitor activity. NCBI's taxonomy places the organism in Eukaryota, Metazoa, Arthropoda, Insecta, Hemiptera, Delphacidae. Gene Ontology annotation, biological process: negative regulation of transcription by RNA polymerase II; negative regulation of cyclin-dependent protein serine/threonine kinase activity. The coding region runs from base 149 to 1156 and encodes 335 amino acids. The record is from RefSeq and is a predicted model, not a curated record. The transcript has a single exon.